This is a messenger RNA of Fusarium coffeatum, 1554 nucleotides long. RefSeq lists its product as uncharacterized. The transcript is spliced from 2 exons. Gene Ontology annotation, cellular component: membrane. Lineage: Eukaryota; Fungi; Ascomycota; Sordariomycetes; Hypocreales; Nectriaceae. Gene Ontology annotation, biological process: transmembrane transport; carbohydrate transport. Gene Ontology annotation, molecular function: carbohydrate:proton symporter activity. The record is from RefSeq and is a predicted model, not a curated record. Bases 1 to 1554 code for a protein of 517 amino acids.
AUGAGCGUCCCAACAUAUCUCGGCGCAAGCGGCAAGCCCCUCGCAAUCCUGCAAAUCGCCGCCAUCGUCGCACCCUCCUUCAUCCUCUUCGGUUACAACCAAGCUGGCAUCGGCGGUCUCCUCACCGAAGAAGAUUGGGUAAAGACGUUCCCCGAGAUCGACACCGUCAACACCACCGGCUCUGAGAAGAGCGCAAAGUCAACACUGCAAGGCUUUGUCGUCGCGACGUUCGUUAUCGGUGCUUUGAUCGGUUCGCUUUCUUGCUCGUGGACUGGUGAUAAGUUUGGACGACGAAAUGUUAUCUUUGCGGCUGCUGUUUGUACACUCAUUGGAGAAAUCCUUGAGGCGUCCAGCUUUGGUCUUGCGCAGUUUAUCGUUGGAAGAGUUAUUAUUGGUCUUGGUAUUGGACAGUUGAGUUCUAUUGUUCCUGUUUGGCAAUCUGAGACUUCUGCUGCUCAGAACCGUGGUCGUCAAGUCGUUCUUACCGGACUCUUCAUCUGUCUCGGAUACGUUCUCGAAUCAUGGAUCAACCUCGGUUUCUUCGAGUUCGAGCACGGUUCCGUGACAUGGCGCCCUCCCAUCGCCAUCGCCAUCAUCUUCUCCCUCAUCCUCAUGGCCUCCAUCUACUGUUUCCCCGAGUCCCCCCGCUGGCUCGUCCUCAAGAACCGCUCCGAAGAAGCGCGCCACAGCGUCGCAGCCCUCCGCGGUCUCCCCAUCGACAGCACCGAAGUCCUCGCCGAAGUCGCCGGCAUCGAGCACUCCCUCGAAGAAACCUCCGACAAGGCAGCUCGUCUUGGCGACAUGCUCAAGAUGGGCGACGAUAAGCUCCUCUACCGCUUCAUCCUGUGUAUCCUUCUCCAGUUCUACCAGCAGAUGUCCGGUUCCAACCUGGUCAGCGUGUACGCCAAUAUUCUUUUCCAGAAGAACCUUGGCUUGGACGCCGAGACUUCCAAGGCUCUUACCGGCGGUGCCCUGACCUGGAAGUUCCUCGCUUCGUUCGUUGCCUUUUUCACCAUCGAUCGAUUCGGUCGUCGUGCCGUGUUUAUCAUCAGCGGUGUCGGUAUGUCGGCUUGUAUGAUUGCGCUGGCUGUUAGCACCUCUUUCGGACCUGAGAACAAGCCUGCUAUGAUUGUCGCUGCUGCCUUCAUUUACUUCUACAACACGUUUGUUCCCAUCGGUUUCCUGGGUGCCAACUUCUUGUACUGUACUGAAGUCGCGCCCAUCCGCCUCCGAAUGGCCAUGUCUUCCAUCUCGACCGCCAACCAUUGGCUAUGGAACUUCAUUGUCGUCAUGGUCACUCCCGUCGCUCUCGAGAGCAUUGGCUGGCAGUACUACAUCGUAUACGCCGUCAUCGCUGCCUGCGUUCCCGUCUCGGUGUACUUCUUCUUCCCCGAGACCAUGGGUCGCAACCUCGAGGAGAUUGAGCUCAUCUUCAAGGAGUCACCAUCAGUCUUCUCGACUGUCAAGUUCGCCAAGAACAGACCUCGCAACACUCCUCAAGAGUAUCUUGCUGGCAAGGAGAAGGCAGACCACCUCGAAGAGGGUGAUGAGUAA